AUGGCACCAAUCCGCAGAUACCUGCGCAUCACCAAGUUUUCUGUCCUGGAGGUCCGCAUCUACCUAGACAACCCUUCUCUCGCCGAGAGCUGGCUCCUCAACUCGCGCAACCCGAUCCUCCCUCGCGUUAUCGAAAGCGUUCGACCUCUCGUGCUCCCGAAGCUCCGCGAGGAGAAAGAGCGCAACAAGGCAAAAGGGGGUAAGAAGAGAGGGGUCAAGGAUGUAGUCGUAGCAGAGGAUUUCGAGGUUUCUAUAUUCUUGACGGAGACCAGCACCCGGCAUUCUCUGCUGUUCAAGCAGAAGAACUUCAAGGAGCCGACGAAGAAAACUAUCCGGUCGAACUCGUCGAAGCUAACAGGAAGUACGGGCGAUGCGCCUAUCGAAGUCGAGGAUGGCCCCAUGAUUGCUCGGGAGGACAAUGAAGAGGGGGGCAGUAUCAGCCUUCACGAUAUUCCGGAUGCAGAUGAAAUUGAAUCCGACGACGGCCAUUUUGUAGACCAAGAACCACGCGGGUCCAAACGGGCCAGAGCUGCGACGGGUUCAUCAUCUGAGUCCCCUGGCCCAGGCCUGGAACCAUUUUCCAAACGUCGGAGGGACGCGUCUGGAGAGGAGGCCGACGACAAGAAGAAGAUGGCAAUGGACACCACCUACGAUGGCUUCUCGAUCUACGGCCGCGUCCUCUGUCUGGUCGUCAAAAGAAAGGAUAAUAGAAGCAAGGCACCGGCGGGGGCGGGCUUGGGAGGCGGACAGGCUACUAUGGAGAACUGGAUCACGUCUACGCAGAUGCCGCCACCGGACGACGAUUGA
This is a messenger RNA of Drepanopeziza brunnea f. sp. 'multigermtubi' MB_m1, 807 nucleotides long. RefSeq lists its product as uncharacterized. The record is from RefSeq and is a predicted model, not a curated record. Lineage: Eukaryota; Fungi; Ascomycota; Leotiomycetes; Helotiales; Drepanopezizaceae.